CUCCUCGAACUUACUUGUUUUGUUUAUUAUCAUCUCUCUCUCGCCACAAAACAGAGUUUAUCAUCCAUUUAUACUUAAAGAUUCAAUGGCGGAUGAUCGUAUUAAAGGUCCAUGGAGUCCCGAAGAGGACGAGCAGCUUCGUAAGCUCGUUGUUGAACACGGCCCGAGAAACUGGACGGUGAUCGGCAAAUCCAUCCCCGGAAGAUCGGGGAAAUCGUGUAGGUUACGGUGGUGCAACCAGCUAUCGCCGCAGGUUGAGCACCGCCCGUUUUCCGCGGAGGAAGACGAGACGAUCGCGCGCGCGCACGCGCAGUUCGGUAAUAAAUGGGCCGCGAUUGCCCGCCUUCUCAACGGUCGUACGGACAACGCGGUGAAGAAUCACUGGAACUCGACGCUUAAGAGGAAAUGCGGUGGCGCGGAGGAGGAUCAUCGGCCGGCGAAGAGAUCGGUGAGCGAUGGUGCUCCUCCUGUUGCUAAUGGGCUUUAUAUGGGCCCAGGAAGCCCAACUGGAUCUGACGUCAGCGAUUCGAGCACGCUUCCCGUUUUUCCCUCUGCCGAGGUUUUUAAACCUGUUCCACGUGCUGCUGGUAGUGUUAUGUUGCCGCUUCAGAUCGAGACGACGUCGUCGUCUUCUUUUGAUGACCCAGCGACUUCGCUGAGCUUGUCGCUUCCUGGUGCUGACGUCAGCGAGGAGUCAAACCGUAGUCACGAGUCAACUAAUAACAACAACAAGCCGAUGCGUCGAGACAUUAACACGAUGUCGUUUAUGCGGUUCUCUGGUGGAUUCAGAGGUGCGAUUGAGGAAAUGGGGAGAUCGUUUGGUGGCAACGGCGGCAGCGAGUUUAUGGCGGUGGUGCAGGAGAUGAUUAAGGCGGAGGUUAGGAGUUACAUGAAGGAGAUGCAGAGAAACAACAACAAUGGUGGUGGUGGUGGAUUCGUUGGAGGAUUCAGGGAUAGUGGACUGAUCUCGAUGAGUCGAGUUGGAGUUGGGCGAAUCGAGUAGACAAUUGAGAGCUUAGGAACUGUUACAUGAAAUCGUUAUGUAGGAAGAAAAAUAAAAAGAUUGUUUUUUUCUUUCAACAUUUGGGACUAGGCAUAAUAAUCCUCAGUUUUAAGAAAUGUAUAGAGGAAUUCGAGUGAGCAAUCUCGAUUCAUGAUUAAAUAUUUAAGUUUCUGAACUAUUCAAACAAAAUAAGUAUUUAAGUUCUCAACUA
Raphanus sativus (radish) is the source of this 1214-nucleotide messenger RNA. Its product is annotated as transcription factor MYB44. The transcript has a single exon. Gene Ontology annotation, cellular component: nucleus. The record is from RefSeq and is a predicted model, not a curated record. Bases 86 to 1003 code for a protein of 305 amino acids. Gene Ontology annotation, biological process: regulation of DNA-templated transcription. Lineage: Eukaryota; Viridiplantae; Streptophyta; Magnoliopsida; Brassicales; Brassicaceae. Gene Ontology annotation, molecular function: RNA polymerase II cis-regulatory region sequence-specific DNA binding; DNA-binding transcription factor activity, RNA polymerase II-specific.